AUGGACGACCCUGAAACCGCUCCAGUCCCGAAUACAUGGCCAAACGCCCGGGACGAGGACUCCCGUCCCCGGAAACGACGGCGGAAAUACAUCACCAAAGCAUGCAACGAAUGCAAACGCCGCAAGAUCAAAUGUAACGGCCAAUCACCCUGCCAACGCUGCGGCCGGCAGCAGAUCGACUGCGUCUACGCGGGGAGGACGCGACCCGACCAGAGUGACCAGCAAAGGAAUAUGUCUCGUCUCAUUGAGCAAAUGUCCGCCAUGCAGGAGCAGAUCUCGGCGCUCUCGGCUGCGGUCUAUGCGCUCUCGCGAGCUGGCAACUCACCGCAGGACCAGGGGCGAGUGUUCCGUCGGCCUUCGUCAGCGAGGGAGUUGACCUUUCAGGGUCCGACGACUUCGGCGUUUAGUUUUGGUUUAGCUAAGAGUAGUUUGCAGCGUCGGGGAAUUGUCGAUGGCGACGGGGAUGAAGCCGGCGAGGAAGGCGAGGAACGAGAUGCCACGCCUCCUACUCGGGAUGACACCCCGCUGGGGAUGCUAAAUGACGACUCCCUCUGGACGAUCAGCAAGGCCGAGGCAAUCAGGCUAUGUCGGGUUUACGGGGAGGAAAUGGGGAUUAUGUACCCCGUGCUGGAGCUAGAGGAGCUACUGCGGCAGGUGGAGAGUCUCUAUGGGCUGUCUCCACGACUCCUCCUCCGGUCUGGGGAUUACGACGUGCAUAUCUUGCGGUUGGUAUUUGCGUGUGCGCUGACGGCGGAGGCAAGCGGGCGCAGCGAGCUGGCCAUGCGCCUGUUUGAGAGUGUGCGUGAUGUAGCGGACGAUUGUGUCUGGGGCCCGCCGGAUAUCGACCGGAUUAUCUUUUUGACUUUGGUGGCGAUUUUCUACUUUCAAAUGGACGAAGAGGCGCUGGCAUGGCGCACGAUCGGCCUCGUCGAGCGCAUGUGUCUGGAAAAAGGCCUCCACCGGUGCGAGACGCUCAGUCAUCCGACGGUGGUAGCGGCCGGCCGCGAUCGAGUCCUGCGGCUGUUCUGGUCCAUCUACACACUGGACAUGCGCUGGAGCUUCGGCACAGGGAUGCCCUUUUCUCUUGAGGACAGCGACAUUGACCCGUGGCUGCCCGAGCCCGAGGAAAAGACGCCGUACCUGCGCGUGAUGAUCCGGUACAGUCGCAUCGCGGCCAAGGUGUGGAAGUUUAUCUCCGCCUUCAACAACACCGGCGAGCUCAAAAAGGACGAGAUGAACUACCUGGACUGGCAGGUAUUGCAAUGGGCGGCCGCCAUCCCGGCGUCGUUGCGUCUGGGCGAUGACAGCCCAGACAAGGAACCGCGCAGCAUCCGCCGGCUGCGCUCGCUGCUGUACCUGCGAGCCAACCAGCUGCGCAUGCUCAUCCACCGGCCCGUCCUGCAUUCAGCGGGCCAUAUCGUGCGGUAUCCGGCCGAUUGCGAGACGGCGGUUGACCUGGCCAAGGACACGAUCCGCUUCAUCACGCGGCUGAACGAGACGUCGGACAUUUACCAGCUGCAGCAGGUUGCGUUUAAUUGGUUUCUAGUGUCCGCUCUGGCCGUUUUGUUUCUGGCUGUGGUUCAGGCCCCGAGCCAGUUCAGCAGCCGGUGCAAGGAGGAGUUCUACAUGGCCCUGGAGCUGGUCAAGGGGUUCUCCACGCAGUCGUACAUUUCCCGACGACUGUGGAAAUCGAUCAAGAGCCUGCGCAAGCUCGGGCCGCAGGUUGGGCUCCGGCAGUCGGCUUCUGACCAGCGUGUUUUGGCUGCUAAUCGGACAGUGGAUAUGGCGCCGGCCAGCAACCAGGGCCAGACACCGCAGGACGGGGCGCAGAUGACGCAGGAGCUGAUGGAGUGGUUUGAGGCCGUGGGGACGCUGGAGAAUCAGAUUAUGGGAGUGACGCAAGUCUUUGACGAUGGCAGUGGAAGGAUGGCCAAUGGGUAUAUGUAUGACUAUGGAGGGGAUCUGUCCAGUGUCAUGCGAGAUUUGUUUUGAGCCACUGCCAUCACAUCAUAUGAGACUGGCGUUGGAGGAUCUACAACUGAUGCGCCACCAUUUGACGGUGGAUGUACGGGUGUAUCAGUUACACAGGCAAAGCAAUCCCAGCCUUCUCCCACAACGCCUUCAGAUCCCCCGACGUCCAAUCCGUAACGAGCAUAUUCCCCGGCUCAUGCGCAAACACCAGUCCCUCGAUCUUCUCGCCCGCCAUCUCAACCGCCAACUGCGGCGUCACCCCACACGCCUACAUCGUUAGCUCACCCUAAUCCAGCCACAGAUGGAGUGAAACAUACCCAAAAAACAGGCACCUCGCCCUCC
Molecule: messenger RNA, 2313 nt
Organism: Aspergillus novofumigatus IBT 16806
Lineage: Eukaryota; Fungi; Ascomycota; Eurotiomycetes; Eurotiales; Aspergillaceae
Product: putative C6 transcription factor
Exons: 4
Coding region: 1-1992 (663 amino acids)
Biological process (GO): DNA-templated transcription; positive regulation of transcription from RNA polymerase II promoter by galactose
Cellular component (GO): nucleus
Molecular function (GO): RNA polymerase II cis-regulatory region sequence-specific DNA binding; zinc ion binding; DNA-binding transcription factor activity, RNA polymerase II-specific
Source: RefSeq, a predicted model, not a curated record